Anopheles aquasalis is the source of this 2825-nucleotide messenger RNA. It is a transcript of the gene Ifrd1, whose product is annotated as Interferon-related developmental regulator 1. Lineage: Eukaryota; Metazoa; Arthropoda; Insecta; Diptera; Culicidae. The record is from RefSeq and is a predicted model, not a curated record.
CCCGCAGGCGACGAGCAACGAAAAGUGCACAAGAUUAAUCGCGCUAUCUUUUGGCCAAAUACGAACUGAUUGCUGGUGGUCCAAUCUAAGUUGACCACGAGCCGAGCUUGUAAGACCAACGAGCAACAUCACCGUUGGCACUGACUGUGCUGCACCAAAAUAACGCGCGUUAUCCUGGUAGUUAGAAUUUUCCCCCCAAAACUGCUGUUGCUGGUGGGAAAGCCGCGUGAUAUGUCCAACUAGAAUCGUUGGAACUGCUCUCUGAAUUGCGGACUUGUUAGUGCACGGGGAAAUAGAUUUCCGCUUGGACCACUGCUCAUUGUACUAGAUAUCAAAAAUGCCUCGAAACAAGAAGAAAAACAAAAAUUCAGGUGACACGUGGCAACAAAACGGUCAAUCCGACGAUGAAACUUCGAACGAUAAUGCGAGCACAUACUCAUGCCACUCGGAAACGCAAAACGACGCCAACAGCGGGGGCCAGGACGCGGGCGAAACGGCGGAACUGAGUGGAUUCGAAAAGUAUGAAGAAAAGUUGCUGCAGGCGAUCGAGAAUGCAACGGACAAAUCACAGCAGGUGCGCAUCAAUGCGCUGCAGCUCAUUAACGAAACCCUAGUACACCAUUACAUACCCGAGUUUAUCGACGAUCGCAAAGUGACGUUGAUGGACAUCGUGGAAAAGUCGCUGAGGCGAGGGAAGGGUACCGAGCAGGCGUGGGCCGCGAAAUUGAUACCGCUACUGAUUAUCCAGAUUGAAACCGAAACGGACAUCAACGAGUUCGUGAGUGUGCUGAAACCCGUACUGCUGAGCACUUUGCUGGACGGAGCUGCUGCAAGUGAGGUUCGCGCCAAGUGCUGCUCCGCGCUCGGGCUGGUAUCGUUCGUCAGUGCGGACGGACUGGGCGAUAUUCUGCCGAUCAUGAAGGUAUUGCAGGGUAUCUACUCUGGAGGCUUCCUGAAGGGGGACGACAGUGCCGCUGGAACGAGCGCCGAAGCUGGCGUUCUACACAGUGCUGCGCUGAGUGCGUGGGCACUGUUGCUCACCUUGCUUGGGCCGGCCGAUUUGGUUGCAAUGGUGCAGGAUAAGACGAACCUGGCCAUACCGUCCGUCACACAUUUGCUGGGCAUGCUGCAGAGUGCCCAUCUCGACGUUCGCAUGGCAGCGGGUGAGACGUUGGCUCUUCUAUUGGAACUCGGCCGUCACCACGACGACGAGUUUCUGGAGGAUUUGCUGCCGGAGCUGAUCGAGGCAACGCAAAAGCUAGCGACCGAUUCACACAAAUACCGCGCGAAACGGGAUCGCAAGAUGCAGCGCGCCACGUUCCGCGACGUAUUGCACUACCUGGAGGAAGACAUUUCACCUGAAAUCGUGAUCAAAUUCGGCCGCGAGAUGCUAACGCUGGACACCUGGGCCGUUCACCAUCAGUACACGUGUCUGCGCAGUGUUCUUGGUUUUGGCAUCAAUGUGCAUCUGAGUGAAAAUGUGUUCAUACGCGACGUUUUUCAACUAGGACCAAAGCUCGACGAACCAGAGCGCCUUAGGAAAACGGUGAAAACCGAACAGAAAUUCAUAAAUGCGGCAGCAUUCAAGGCGAGGACUAUAUCACGUGGGAAAAAUCGAGAUAAGCGAUCUUAUAUGUUGAAUUGAAUUUGAAAACGCGAAACCAGUUUGUACGCCUGGGUCAAUAAGGUCCUAGUAAUCACAAAAAAUCAAGCAUAAAUCAACGCUAUCAAUCAACUUAAUUUACUCCUACAUUUAUUCGUUAUGUGAUGUAAAGCUAUUAACAAGUUUGGAAUUAUGGAAAAAAGACCAAAUGAAUUACGAUCCUUUCGCUGACAACUUCAACUAUUUUCGAUGCCUUUUUUUAUCUACAAUCAAACACCGGGCUGAAUGUUCAAUCAAAGCAGCAGCUGUGCCGGUUUUCAGCACUUUAUCUAAUUCAUACUAGCGCAAUCGCAGCAUCGCAGUAAUAUAAUGCAUCAAAUCCAAAUGUAUAGAGUUUAUUUAAAUACUGAAUAUGUAUAUUAUACGUGUAUUUUCAAUUUACGUUUCCCGUUUGAUCUGUCACAAUGCCCACUGUAACAUAAUCUGCUAAUCCUUCUUUGUUACCGUUGCACAUGGCUAACUGUCCUUCAUUCGCUUGCAAAGGGAUAGUAAAAGAACAUUUUAAACUCAAAUUUCCUUCGACAACGAGAUAUUUUGUUCUUUGCAGCAUCUUACUGACCCAAGUGUUAAAUAAUGUCACGGUUUCUAUGACCAUUUUAAAUAAAUUGUAAAAAGCGAAUAAUACAAAUGUACUAUAUAAUGCAAAAAUGCUAUAUAGAAGGAAAAAAACAGAUUAAAUACAGCCUCAAAUUAAUUGAGUGGCUGCUACGUUAAAUCACCUAGUAAAUCGAGGAAAAAGAAAAGCGAGGGAACGUCCAUUUGAAGCGAGGGAACGGUUUUGAGAUGGUAAACUUGCGAAUGUGUGUGUGUGUGUGUGUUGUCCUUCACUUGUUCCAUUUUAAAGUACUCUCCAAAUGUUCCUAAACCAUUAAAAGAAACUCAAAUUGAAGAAAACCCAUUUCUCCACUGACCCCAGCAGCUUGUGAUUGAUUCAAACCCCUCUCAGGAGCCCAGAGUUAUUGAAUGCGGGUAACUUGGCUAAUUUAAAUGAAUUUUUUUAUAAUUAGCGGUCUAUUUUAUGUCUUAUUCUCUUGUUUUCCUUGUUUCUCAUGCUGUGCUGACUAGCAAAAGCAACAGUACCAUUUAAUCUAUCGGUGGCUUAUUGUAUGUUAUAUGUUAUGCAUCUUCUUUGGCUGAAUAAACAAUUUAUGAAAAACGUCAA